Messenger RNA from Indicator indicator, 724 nucleotides. It is a transcript of the gene INIP, whose product is annotated as INTS3 and NABP interacting protein. Lineage: Eukaryota; Metazoa; Chordata; Aves; Piciformes; Indicatoridae. The transcript is spliced from 6 exons. Gene Ontology annotation, biological process: DNA repair. The coding region runs from base 221 to 544 and encodes 107 amino acids. The record is from RefSeq and is a predicted model, not a curated record. Gene Ontology annotation, cellular component: nucleus; nucleoplasm; SOSS complex.
GCAGGCAGGCGGGUGAGCGAGAGGCGAACGGAGCUGGGUUACUGUGGAAGGAAUUGGUGUUUUCAUCUCUGUCCUCCACCCGGCUGAGCUGGAGCUCGCCGCCGUUGCAUUUCACAGCCUGGCACAUUAAUGGAAACAGAAGUUAAUGGUGGCCCAAGGUAUUGGUGGGGUUAGAAGAUUUGAGGCACAACUGAAUAAAACAAAGACUGAAAAUUGAAGGAUGGCAGCAAAUCCUACAGGACAGGGUUUCCAGAAUAAAAACAGGGUUGCGAUCCUGGCAGAACUUGACAAGGAGAAGAGAAAGUUACUUAUGCAAAACCAGUCUUCCACAAAUCACCCUGGAGCCAGGUUUUGCAGCAUUGCACUUACAAGAUCAUCACUGAACAAGGAUUUCCGUGAUCAUGCCGAGCAACAGCACAUUGCAGCACAGCAGAAGGCUGCACUGCAGCACGCACAUGCACAUUCCUCAGGAUACUUCAUAACUCAAGACUCUGCAUUUGGAAAUCUUAUUCUUCCUGUCUUGCCUCGACUUGAGGCAGAAUGACAAAUGUUGUUUUUCAGAACUGCAAGGACUGAUUUUCGUCCAUAGCAGGGACUGCCUGACCUUUUAGUUUCUUUACUUGCCCUAAAACCUAUUUUAUUUCUGGAUUUUUUUAUGCUUGCUUUUUUGGGAGUGUGGACUCUAAAUGAUGAAGAAGCAAUGCUGUUGAAGAUAGGUUUGUUU